AUGCCUGAUAUCGAGAUGCUCAAAGAUCGAUCCGCCGAAGGGUCGGUCAGUACCGAAAGACUUCCCAUCGUCGACAUCUCACCUUAUCUCGAUCCAUCUUCGAGUGAAGAAGCUCGAAAGGUAGCUAGUCAAACGCUUGACAAAGCAUGCAGGGAGUUUGGUUUCUUCUACGUCACUGGGCACGGACUUGCACCGGAAUAUAUGCAAGAGCUCCUCAAGCUCGGUCACAAGUUCUUUGAACAACCCCAAGAAAAGAAAGAUUCGAUUCACAUUUUCAAGAGUAUGGAUCGAGUUAGGGGUUAUCAAAAGAUCGGUGAGAACGUCACAUAUGCUAAGAGGGAUCAACAAGAGGCUCUUGAUAUCUACCCUGAACCUGAAAAUCCGUCAACAGCACAACUGGAAGGAAGUCAACUCUGGCCUUCAGAAGAUGAUUUACCAGGAUUCAAAGAUACUCUACUUGAUUACACCGAGAAGAUGAAGAAGAUUGGUCAUGCAUUCAUGAGAGCUAUGUGUGAUGCCUUGGGACACAAAGAGAUGUUCGAUCAACUACAAGAUGAUAAUUAUUGGGUUUUAAGAGUUAUCGGUUAUCCACCUUUACCAGAGGAAUACGAUUUAGACAAAGGUAUUUCAUGUGGUGCCCACACUGAUUACGGAUGCUUGACUUUCCUCUUGGCGGAUGAUACCCCAGGGGCUUUACAGGUCGAAUCAAAAGAUGGUAGUUGGAUUCCUGCCGAUCCCGUCCCCGGAGCAUACGUAGUGAAUAUUGGAGAUAUCAUCGAUACUCUGACGGGACAUCAAUACAAAUCGACUUACCACCGGGUCAUUCAUAGAGGAUCAAACUACCGAGUCUCGAUGCCAUUCUUCUUUGAACCUAAGAGAGAUCAGGUUAUCCAGACUUUACCAGGGAUGAUACCCACUGGUGAAAAAGCCGUAGAACCUUUUACGUAUUUCGAUCAUCUCAAGCGAAUGAUCUAUAAUCACUUCGUAUCGAACGACGAGGCUUUGCCCGAAAAACCAAAUGCGAAUGCCCUUACUCAACGAGGUUAA
Molecule: messenger RNA, 1047 nt
Organism: Kwoniella botswanensis
Lineage: Eukaryota; Fungi; Basidiomycota; Tremellomycetes; Tremellales; Cryptococcaceae
Exons: 6
Coding region: 1-1047 (348 amino acids)
Molecular function (GO): 2-oxoglutarate-dependent dioxygenase activity
Source: RefSeq, a predicted model, not a curated record